Molecule: messenger RNA, 7939 nt
Organism: Cottoperca gobio
Lineage: Eukaryota; Metazoa; Chordata; Actinopteri; Perciformes; Bovichtidae
Product: kalirin-like
Exons: 30
Biological process (GO): axon guidance; protein phosphorylation; intracellular signal transduction
Cellular component (GO): cytoplasm; postsynaptic density; extrinsic component of membrane
Molecular function (GO): guanyl-nucleotide exchange factor activity; protein binding; protein kinase activity
Source: RefSeq, a predicted model, not a curated record
CAUGUCUCCUGUCUGUUUUUCCGCCUGCAGCUCUCUGGUGGUUGUGAGUUGACAGUCGUCCUUCAGGACUUCACAGCAGGAUGCAGCACGGAGAUGUCCGUCAGCACCGGCCAGACUGUGGAGCUGUUGGAGCGUCCGAGCGAGCGGCCCGGUUGGUGUCUGGUCCGAACUACCGAGCGCAGCCCACCACAGGAGGGACUGGUUCCCAGCUCCGCUCUCUGCGUGUCCCACUCGCGCUCCAGCGUGGAGAUGGACUGCUUCUUCGGCUCGGGGAAAGAAAACUAUCCUGUUAGCAGCUCUGACGGAAAGACGGAGUCUGUGGCGAACCUUCAGCCGCAGCCUUCCCUCAGCUCGGUGCAGUCCAGCUCUCCUGGUCCCAAACGCUCCGGGAACACUCUGAGAAAGUGGCUCACCAGUCCAGUGCGUCGCCUCAGCCACGGCAGCUCCGUGAAGAAACUCCCCAAUAACAAACAGAAGAAAACUGGAACAGGAAGAGAGGAAAGCAGGAAGAGUAUUGACUUGGGACAGCCCGGCCUCUCCCUGCAGGAUGACAUCAUCGAUGAGAGAUUCCGCAGUAAGGAUGGUCACCUCCUCUCUAAGACCCCCUCUGGGAUGCAGAGCGGCGGGGAAGAGGAGCAGGACGAGGAGCCCCACACCCCUCUGCCUCCCCCCAUGGAGAUCAUCAAGGACUCCUCAGCUCAGGACGACAAGUCUUCAUCCUUGCUAACGUCUCUGCAGUCGUCCUCUGACGUGCCCAGCGCUGCAGAGCUGGUUAGCGCCAUAGAAAAACUGGUUAAAACCAAGAUGACUCUGGAACCAGGAGCGUACCCCGGCUUCUCCUCUCUCUCUCCGCCGGAGCAAACCCCUCCCGUCCAGCCACGAAACCCUGAACUGGAGCAGAGAGCCAAAGCAAUGAGAGGACGGAUGUUUGUCCUGAACGAGCUGAUCCAGACAGAGAAGGACUACGUCAAAGACCUGGGCAUCCUGGUGGAGGGCUUCAUGAAGAAGAUCGAGGAUAAGGGCGUCCCUGAUGACAUGAAGGGAAAAGACAAAAUUGUCUUCGGGAACAUCCACCAGAUCUACGACUGGCACAGAGACUUCUUCGUAGGAGAGCUGGAGAAAUGUCUGGAAGACAAUGAGCACCUUGCUGAGCUCUUCAUUAAACACGAAAGAAGACUCCACAUGUAUGUGGUUUACUGUCAGAAUAAGCCGAAGUCAGAGUUCAUCGUAGCAGAAUACGACACGUUCUUCGACGCGAUCCAGCAGGACACCCAGUCCAGGUUGACCAUCAGUGACUUCCUCAUCAAACCAAUCCAGAGAAUCACCAAAUACCAGCUGCUACUGAAGGACUUCCAGAAGUACAGCUCUAAGGCCGGCAUUGACUGCGAGCAAAUUGAGAAAGCAGUAGAUUUGAUGUCUCAGGUCCCUAAACUGUGUAAUGACAUGAUGAACUUGGGUCGGCUGCAGGGAUACGAGGGUAAACUGACCUGCCAGGGCAAACUGCUGCAGCAGGAAACCUUCUUUGUAACAGAGCAGGACACCGGCGUCCUGUCGCGCUCCAAAGAACGCCGAGUUUUCCUCUUCGAGCAGAUCGUCAUCUUCAGUGAGCUCCUGAGGAAAGGAUCGUCCACGCCCGGGUACCAGUUCAAGAAGAGUAUCAAGAUAUCCUACCUGGGUCUGGAGGACAGCGGGGACAACGAUCCCUGUAAGUUCGUCUUGUCGUGUCGCGGCUCGUCGGAGCGCUUCACCCUGCAGGCCGCCAACGACGAAAUCAAGCAGGUCUGGAUCCGACACAUCCAAGACGUCCUGGAUGCUCAGAGCAACUUCCUGUCUGCUCUCCAGUCUCCCAUUGAGUACCAGAAGGAGAAGGGCGGAGCGGGCAGCAGCUCCUCACUGACCAGAAACCGCUCGAGCUCGGGGAACCGUCCCGCUGCGUCGUCCCACAGCCGCCCGUCCUCCGCGGUCGGCCUCGGCGACAAGGAGACGGAGAGAGGGAGGACUCAGAUGAAAGUGUCCACCUCCAACGGCGGUUCGACGUGUUUCGACUCCAGGGACAUUGAAGGCGGCUGUAACGGCGUCUCCUCCACCAUGUUGAUUUCUCAGGACUACUCUGCGCUCAAAGAGAACGAGAUCUGCGUCAGUCAGGGAGAGACCGUGCAAAUCCUGGCUACCAAUCAGCAGAACAUGUACCUUGUUUACCGGCCGGCCAACAGCCAAUCGCCUGCCGCGGAGGGCUGGGUGCCGGGACACAUCCUGGGCCCGCUCACAAAGUCCAUUAAAGACUCUUCUUCUACUUCCUCCUUUUCGGCAUCGGUGGCCGAUGCCAACAACAUCAAGAAGUCUCUGUCAUGGAACACACUGCGCGCCAGGAAGCGUGCCGAAGCCAAGGACGCCUCCUUGGUGGGGGUCAGAGGUCAGGAGAAUGGCCUCCUCCGUAAACCCAAAGAAACCACGCCGCCCCCUCCCACGCUCGCCUCCCCCUCCACCAGGGCAAAGGGCAAAGAUGUUCACACGUCAGAUGAAUCCGACUGUGAUGAUGACCUCGACCCAAAAACAGGCAUGGAGCUUCUCAACCCAAACUUCAUCCAGGAAGUGGCUCCAGAGUUCCUCGUCCCUCUGUCAGACGUGGUGUGUGCAUUCGGGGAGACUGUGGUCCUCUGCUGUAAAGUCUGUGGACGACCCAAACCCUCCGUCACCCUGAAGGGCCCCGACCAGAACCCAGUGACCAGCAACAACCGCUUCACCAUAGACAUUAGGGAUACAGGUGACAUCUUGUUGAAGAUCUGUAACCUGAUGCCUCAGGACACCGGCAUCUACACCUGCGUCGCUGUUAACGACCACGGCUCCGCCUCGUCCUCCGCCUCCAUUAAAGUGCAAGGUAUCCCAGCAGCCCCUGGGAGACCGGUGGCCCAGGAGGCCAGCAGCACGGCGGUGAUGAUCCACUGGCCGCCUCCAGCUUCCUCUGCUCACUGUGCUGCCAGCAGCUACACUGUGGAGUACAGACAGGAAGACUCGUUGCUCUGGCAGCAGGUGGCCAGCAGCAGAGAGGAGUGUGUUCAGAUCGACACUCUGAUCCCCGGAGGUCACUAUCAGUUCAGAGUGCGAGCCUCCAACCGCUGGGGGGUCGGCCCGCCAUCCGAAGCCUCGAAUAUGGUCACACUGCCCAGCAGCAACUCUGGCUUUGAUGGAACAGGGAUCCAGUGGAAAGAAAACUUUGAGUCGACCUUCUCUGAGAUCUGUGAGAUCGGAAGGGGACGAUUCUCAGUGGUGAGAAAAUGUCUCAACAAGUCUACAAAGAAAGAGGUUGCGGUGAAGUUUGUGAGCAAGAAGAUGCAGAAGAAGGAGCAGGUGGCUCAUGAGGCGGACGUCCUCAGACACGUACAGCAUCACCAGCUGGUGGCGCUGUUGGACACAUACGAGUCUCCCACCUCCCUGAUGCUGACCCUGGAGCUGCUGGAGGACGGUCGUUUGCUCGAUUACCUCGUCGCCCACGAUGAGCUGAUGGAGGAGAAGGUGGCGUUCUUCAUCAGAGAGACACUAGAGGCCCUGCAGCACCUUCAUACCUGCAGAGUGGCACACCUGGAUCUGAAGCCUGAGAACAUCAUGGUGGACCUCCACUCUCCCACCCCGGGCAUUAAGCUCAUCGACCUCGGCGAUGCCGUCCAGCUGUCGGCCCACCGCCGGUACGUCCACCUCUUACUCGGAAACCCAGAGUUCGCUGCACCUGAGCUCAUCCGUGGGACGCCGGUCUCUGUCGCGACAGACUUGUGGAGCGUGGGCGUGCUGUCCUACGUGAUGCUCAGUGGCGUUUCCCCGUUUCUGGACGAAUCACCGGAGGAAACCUGCGUCAACAUCUGCCGCCUGGACUUCUGCUUCCCGGAUGAAUACUUCCGCGACGUGAGCCAGGCGGCGAGGGAUUUUGUGUCCUCAUUGCUGCAGCAGGAUCCCAGGAAGAGGCCAAGCGUCACUUCCUGUCUGCAGCACCCGUGGGUGGGACGUGGGGGUGCACAUGGUGGGGAGUACUCCAAGACUCCCCUGGACACGACACGGUUGGCCACAUUCAUAGACCGAAGAAAACAGCUGCAUGACGUUCGGCCCAUCACUAAUAUCAAAGGGCUGGUGAGCAGCAGCAUGGGCAACACACUGUGACGGAGAUCCACCUGUGACCCCCCUCCCACAAUAACAAGACAAUAUCAUUUAGUAUUUAUUAAUGUGUGAGUGGGGAAAGGAUUUGGUGCCUGAAUUGUUCCUUUUGGUGCGAGAUGUAAUCUUCUUCAUGGACCAGUCACCAGAAGUUAUUGAUAUUUAAUUACUGACUAACACUUCAUAGAUCUGUGUUCACCUGGUAUCAAUCAUUCAAUAUAAAGCGGGUCCCAUACACUGCCUAGAACACCCCAUAAGAACCCAAAGAGAUGAACCUCAAAGUUGAGAAAAUUAGCAUUUAAAAAAACCACACUGUGAGCAGGCAUAAUAGCAACAUAUUAGUUUAUAUUUGUAGUAUUUAUUUUUCCAGGGACAGAUGAUAUAUUGGAGCUAAGAGUGUAGUCGUGUCUUUCACUUGGACCUGCAGACAGUUGUUGGUGCUGUUGCUCAGGAGCUCUGGGGCAGCACUGAGUCACUGCCAACCUGCAGAAUCACGUUAAUUGAAUGUGUGGUGAUCUGUUAAGAAGGCAAAGUAGUCCACAUCCUUACUUAUUGAAAACAAUAUAUACUGUACAAUGCUAUACCCCGCAGUUCUAACAAAAGUGAAAAAUAAUGUGUGCAUCUUCCCCGGUUCCAAAUGUAACACUGAUGUUUCACCAAGUUUCAUGGCAAUCGGGUCAAAUCCUGCUGACAGACGAAACAAACAGACAAAUCUCCACAUGGAAAAUAAUCGAUUAAAAAAAAAAAGGCAGAAAGCCAAAAACAUAUUGAACUCUUUCUUGUCCGGUUCGGUAAGAAGCAUAACGUAUGUCACCGCCGAGGACGUUUGUAUAAUGUCAAUACGUUACCUUUUACAUUUAAACCGCCAACAUGUGAAGCUUCUUGGGACUGGAUGCACCAGCACUGAACCCUUUGCGACGAUACACCUUUUCAUUUCUUGAAUGUUUGUUUUAAUGUCAGGACUGAAGUCGAGAGUGAAAUCAUAUUUGCAAAGGUUGAGCUGGAGCGGUGCGCGGUCUGGACUGAUCCAACCGGACUGAACAGCUGCUGGACUGAACAGCUGCUGGACUGAACAGCUGCUGGACUGAACAGCUGCUGGACUGAACAGCUGAUGGACUGAGCAGCUGCUGGACUGAGCAGCUGCUGGACUGAGCAGCUGCUGGACUGAACAGCUGAUGGACUGAACAGCUGCUGGACUGAACAGCUGCUGGACUGAACAGCUGCUGGACUGUGCAGCGGCAGAGAUGACCUUGUGAAUAGAUCUACGCCGGACUGAGCUGUCAUGAACUGGAUUAAAAUGUGCAGUUGUAGCGGGUAGCAUCAUGACAUGGAAGAGGACUACUGGAGCUUGCACAGAGAAGGCACCGUGGAGGAAACCGGACAUUUGUUCGUAUCACUGUUUACAAAUACUUUGUCCAAAAAAAAAAUGCUUAUGUAGUUUACAAACAAGGUAGAACAAUCAGGGAAAACCUGCAUGUAAAGUCACCAGGGACGGUUUAGAAAUCAGGUUAGAAGUCUGUCUGUUUCUUGAACAUUUUGGUGUCGAGGUGGGGAAAUGAAGUCCACCCUGAAAACGUAUCUGUUUGUACCAUUUGUCUAGCAGCCACUGUGGAAAGUUACUAACCAUCGUGUUUGGGUCCCGGUCAUUUGUCUUGUUCAAUAGUUCAUGAGGCUGCUGACUCGGUCUUGGGUUUAGACAGAAAAAUCUAAUUUACUGUCUUGUUUAUACUGAUGAAUGUAAAAAAAAAAAAAAAAAAAUGUAGAAUGUGUUCUGCAAGUGCUGUCCUCUGCUUUCACUUUCACAAUGCUCACUCACUUUGCAUCCCCACAUCCCUCCGCAAGCAUUUAGUGACAAUAGCAAGCAUUUAUUUCCGUGCCGCCGGGGAUGCAGAAUGGUGCAAAUGUAAGCUGGUACAUCUCCAUCCAAUGCAAAUGUGUAGGGUUAAUAGUUUGUGUUUUUCAGUCAUGAGAUCUAUUCAGGUACCAGUGACUCAGCAGAGUUCUGCCGAGUCAUCUCAGAUCCAUCUUCUCAGCGUGGACUUCUCUAUCCUGAAGGUUUAUCUAAUCAUCAAGCAUGGCAGCAAACUCUAAUCAGUACACGGCAUUACUUAAUAUCCAUCUCCUCCUAACACACGGAACAGCUUUGUGUUAAAUGGGUAAAAAUUAAUAUUUUUAAAAAGUACUUCCAGUUAACGGCGAACUGUAUCAACUAACUAGCUGAAACACUCAUUAAAAAAAUAAAUAAAUAGUAUAAUCAAUAUUAUAACAACGGUUGUGAUGUUUCAUCUCGGUCUUUGGAGUCUCAAAGGGUUAAAUAUUAGAUACAUAAUUAUCAUAUGAAUAAAUAUUGUGAAAUAAUCCACACAUAACUUGGUUAAAAUGGCAUUUUUUAAAUACAACUCAUAAAAACAGACAAAAGAAAACUGAUAAGCUUUGUUAUUGUGUAUUGUAUUAAUCACAUCAUACACAUGAUAUAAUUAUUUAUUUAAUAUUGGACACUUUGGGCCUCCACAUGCAACCUCAGCACCAGUUAGCUGGGAAAUUCAGAAAGCUCACUGCCUCAGUUCACGCUAACAAAAGUGCUUUUGCUGUACGAUGAAACAAAUCUUCACAGCGUUCGACUGUUGCUAACAACCCAAGGUAAUCCUGACUGCCUGUCGUAAGCAAAUGUACAUGCGUGUCGUUUUAUAACAAAAACAAUAAUGGAAAUCAUAUUGUUGAGGCUCAAAUGCAGAUUUCAGUUGUAGUUUGAGGAACAGCUACACGUCUCCUCUCUGUCAGAGUCCUUCAUUUGCUUUGUUUACGUUCCAACUGAAAAAGUAAAAGUCUUCGCUCUGCAUUGUAGUAUUUUAGCACUCAGGGUCUUCAUAAAGUAGAACCAAGCCUUCAAAACACACAUUUCAGCAGAACUGUCUUGUUAAAACGGUUAGUAAUAAUGUUUCCUGUGAAGACGACUCUUCAUCCGCAGCCUCUGGAGUGACAUUCGUUUUAAAUACCCGCACGUAUGGAAAUAUAAAAAAUGUGACGAUGCAGUAAUAGUGUACAGUAUGUAAAGUCUAAAGCCAGUACAGUUUGCAGUCCUGCUGCUGUGCAAACCUUAGUUUGACUCUGAGGAACAGAGCGGGAUCUGUUGGAGACCUUUUGUUUUAUUCAUUUUGUCUUUUAGGUUAUGGAUUAUUUAAUAUUUAUUUUGUCCUGUUUUCAUGUUUUUACCACGAAAUGCAUCAAAAAAACCAAAUCUGACCACAAACAGUUCAGCAGGUUGAGAUGUUUUCUAAAGGCCCGUGGUUGGAAGACGUAACAACCACAGAACUGUCGAGUAAAAGUCCUUCAUUAAUCAUUUUAAUUAUGUAAAAAGUACAAAAGUAUUGGCAUCAAAAUGUACUUCAAGUACCAAGACUAUAUUCUGAAAUGGGCCAUUCUGCACAUUAUAUUAUUGGGUUAUAAUCCUUGAUGCAUAAUGUGCUCAUCACUUCUACAGCAUGUGAUUUGAGACUCGGAUCUUCUCGUCCACACAGUUAAACUUCAGGCCGACUCUCCCGGUGUCAAUCCCACAAUGCAUCUGUCAUGGCUUGGUGAGCCGCGUAGCACUGUGGUGGCUCCACCCUGUUGAAUGCUCGCCUGUGCUGUAUCCUGAUAGUGUUCAUGCUGAGCUUUGUCCAUAGAGAGCGUUAUGCUGAUGGCUUCAUGUUGCUGUGUGAAGCAGCACACGUCUGUAUAGGCUGCCUCUUCUUACUCCAUACAACCUGCUGGUUUGUUACUCUUGUUUUACUAAUAAAGAACCUGCUUGUUUGUA